Myotis myotis is the source of this 6597-nucleotide messenger RNA. RefSeq names its product nucleolar protein 4 like (gene NOL4L). The transcript is spliced from 12 exons. NCBI's taxonomy places the organism in Eukaryota, Metazoa, Chordata, Mammalia, Chiroptera, Vespertilionidae. The coding region runs from base 284 to 2446 and encodes 720 amino acids. The record is from RefSeq and is a predicted model, not a curated record.
CGCUCCUGCAUCCCGGCCGGGGGGAGGAGGAGGCGGAGCAGGAGGCGAGCCGGAGCCGCCGCCGCCAACGCCGCCGCCGCCCGAGCAGGACAGAGCGCGUUGCAGCCCCGUGCGUCCGGCCGCCGCCCGUGCCCAUCAAGCAGCCGCGCCGGAGCCACACCGCGGGACAGCACCGGUCGCGGCGCGCCCCGGCCCGGCCCGGCCCAGCCCAGCCCAGCCCAGUCCCGGCACCGGGCGGCCAGGCGGCCGGCCCGCCCCCGAGGGCGCCGGGCGCGGCGGGAGGAUGCCGAAGCCGACGCUGCUGCUGCGCGGGGGCUGGGAGCGCGAGCGCAGUCCCGGGGACUCAGAGCUGGGCCGCCAGUUCCGGGACUGGUGCCUGCGCACCUACGGCGACUCGGCCAAAACCAAGACGGUGACACGCAGCAAAUACCAGCGGAUCACCGAGGUCCUGCAGGGCGGCGGCGGGACCGGCGCGGGCAAUGGCCCGGCGGCCGGCGAGAAAGGCAAGUUCCAGUUCUGGGUGCGCUCCAAGGGCUUCCGCCUGGGCAGCGGCCGGGAACCCAAGAUGGGCCAAGUGGUGUAUGUGCCGGUCAAGACGGGCUCGGGGGCAGAUGGCCUGUCGGAGCCCGAGGGCAUCUCUCUGAAGCGGGUCGCUGUGGUGGAAGAUUUCUUUGACAUCAUCUACUCGAUGCAUGUGGAGAGCUCAGCGGAGCCCGGCAAAGCCCCCAAGCACGCUGGGCAGAAGAAGACCUACAGAGCGAUUGCGGAGACGUACGCCUUCCUUCCACGAGAGGCUGUGACCCGGUUCCUGAUGAGCUGCACAGAGUGUCAGAAGAGGAUGCACUUUAAUUCCAACGGCCUGGAGCCCAAAGGGCGCCUGGUGCAGUGGGAACAUCAGCCUGGACCCCAUGUUGUUACACAUGGAACCCAGACACAAGACUACCAGUGUCCGGGUGUCCCACAGGGAGACACACAGUCAGUCACCCACCCAGAAAACGAGCCUCCCUCUCCUCUGGUCUCUGGGAUUAUUGAUUACAACAUGCCCCUCACCUCCACAUACCUGAAGCAGAUGAAGUUGCGCGUGAUGAAUUCCCAGGAGCAGGAUGAAACUUCUGUGAGCAGUGAAGAUUUUGAUAUGAACGACUCCACAUGGAUGUCAGCUGACCCACACCUGGCCUCCAGCCUGAGUCCCAGCCAGGACGAGAGGAUGCGGAGCCCGCAGAACCUCCACAGCCAAGAGGAUGACGACUCCUCCUCCGAGAGUGGCAGCGGCAAUGGCUCCUCCACCUUGAACCCAUCCACUUCGAGCAGCACGCAGGGCGACCCUGCCUUCCCCGAGAUGAAUGGCAACGGCGCUGUGGCCCCCAUGGACUUCACGGCCGCAGCUGAGGACCAACCCAUCAACCUGUGUGAUAAGCUCCCGCCAGGCACGUCCCUCGGCACGCCCUCCUACCCCUCGGACAGCUGUGGCACAGAUGGACUGCGGAGCCGUGUCAAGUACGGGGUGAAGACCACCCCUGAGUCCCCCCCCUACAGCUCAGGGAGCUACGAUUCCAUCAAGACCGAGGUCAGUGGCUGCCCCGAGGACCUGACUGUGGGCCGAGCUCCCACAGCAGAUGACGACGACGACGACCACGAUGACCACGAGGACAAUGACAAGAUGAACGACUCCGAGGGCAUGGACCCUGAGCGCCUCAAGGCCUUCAACAUGUUUGUGCGUCUCUUUGUGGACGAGAACCUGGACCGCAUGGUGCCCAUCUCCAAGCAGCCCAAGGAGAAGAUCCAGGCCAUCAUCGAAUCCUGCAGCCGGCAGUUCCCCGAGUUCCAAGAGCGGGCCCGCAAGCGCAUUCGCACGUACCUCAAGUCCUGCCGGCGCAUGAAGAAGAACGGCAUGGAGAUGACCAGACCCACACCUCCCCACCUGACCUCGGCCAUGGCCGAGAACAUCCUGGCAGCUGCCUGUGAGAGCGAGACGAGAAAAGCAGCCAAAAGGAUGCGCCUGGAGAUCUACCAGUCCUCACAGGACGAGCCCAUAGCCCUGGACAAGCAGCACUCCCGGGACUCUGCAGCCAUCACCCACUCCACCUACUCACUGCCAGCCUCCUCCUACUCCCAGGACCCCGUGUAUGUCAAUGGCGGCCUCAACUACAGUUACCGCGGUUACGGGGCCUUGGGCAGCAACCUGCAGCCCCCUGCCUCCCUGCAAACAGGAAAUCACAGUAAUGGGCCCACGGACCUCAGCAUGAAAGGCGGGGCCUCCACCACCUCCACCACACCCACCCCCACGCCCUCCAGCAACAGCACCAGCAGGACCAUGCCCACCGCCCAGCUCAGCCCUACGGAGAUCAGUGCUGUGCGGCAGCUCAUCGCUGGCUACCGAGAGUCUGCCGCCUUCCUGCUACGCUCGGCGGACGAACUGGAAAACCUCAUUUUACAGCAGAACUGACCCAGCGGCACCUGGAGUGCACUACCCUCGGGAAUGAGGCUGUCCCGCCCGACCCAGCUUCCUGCCUCACCAGUUGGUACAUUUUGUUUUUUGCAAGAGGUGGGAUCCGAGAGCUGUUUCUAGCCACACUCCAAGCACCUGAGACUUUGGGCACAAGGACACUUUUUUUUUGGAAUCUCACCACACAGGUGCUCUGACCUGCUUGGAAGAGGCCAAUGGGGCAGCUUUGGAAGGGCUGGGCUCCCCUGACAGGGCGCUGGGGCCACAGCUCUAGUUAGAUCAUCUUCGUGGACCCUGAUGUUAGAAUCCCACUCCCAGAUAAUUACCUUUCAAGUCUUAGGUGAGCAGAAUUGCAUAUUUAUUGAGAAAAACAAAGUGGACCCUUUCUUCCUCUCCCCUUAGUAAUUUAUUUUUUUGAAAAUGGAUUCUUUUGUGUUUGUACAGAUUGCCAGUCUGUGUCUGUCUGAUCAGAAGGAUGUCUCCCUGUGCCCUAACAUUCCAUAUCACUACACUGGCGCGGGCGGGGCGGCGGCGGGGCAGGUGCCAGGGGCUGUCCCUCUGAGUGCCCAGCACCACCAAGCAGGAGGACCUCACCCACACCCACUGCAAAGCAAAGACAAACACACACCCCCUCCCCCCAUUUCACAGAAGCCCCAGCCAUGGCCACCUGUAUUCUACCUCACACUCCAGCGGGGGCUUUUUCCAGGAUGUGCCCGAGCCUGCUCUGAAUGGCUGUCUCCCAACUCCCCUACACGGGGUGUGCGCCUGGGGCGUAAGCCCGGCCCUCCUGGCUGCACGACGGGAUGGAGACUGGGAGACGGAGGCCGGGUCAGCAGAGUCCCAGCCCUCACCCUGCCCAGGGAGUUAACACUCCCCGCACAGACCCAGGCCCUCAGGCCCUUGCUGGGAAGACCCUGUUUCCUCAGGGUGAUCCUCUAGGUGUCAGGCAGCCACUGGCCAGGAGAGGUAGCUGGGCACCCCUGGACUGGCUUGGCUCCCGUCCCCGGCCCCCGUGGUGGAAAUGAAGGGACCAUCAUCCACCGGAGUAGCCAAUUGGGUUCUAAGACCAGCCCUUCUGGAGGGACCAGUCCUGGAAGAAACCUCUCAUUCCUGGAGUGUGAAAGGGGCAACAAGGAAAGGCUGGCCUGGUUUCCCUCCUCCCGAUAGGCACUUCCUCUUGCUCAGUGCAAUACCUACCAGUGCUGCUAAACCAGGGAUUCGCCCAGACCUCAGCAGGCCCCCGGGCCUCUCCAUGCAACACUCCGUAGCCAUGACCGCAGCCUCCGCUGCCGCCCCUGCCCAGAGCUGGCAGAAGCCCUCUGUUGCCUUUCCUCCCUCAGAGCAAAGAGGCCCCAGGGAGCCAGGGCCGAGUGGACCCUGGGACGGCCACUGAGAGCCACCUGACCCCAGAGUAGGUAUCCCUUCUCAAACCAGCUUCUCCGCAGCCAGCUGCCUCCUGGCACUGUGGCAGACCCCCCUCAGGAGGGGCGGGGAGGGCACUCCAGUGUGGGUGUCCCACCCUGUGCUGACUCCCAGCCCCUAGAGGCUGGGGUGGUCUUUUAUCUCUCAAGUGGCCUCCAACACCCCAUCCCACCACACCACCUCUGCCUUGCAUCUGACCCAUCCCCAGGCCUCUGGUCGGGGCCAGGACACCCGAGACUCCCCCUUAGCACAGCACAAACUCCAGUGCCCACGGCCUCUCCCUCACCCAGCCAUCCGCACAGCCAUCCUCCACCUGCUCAGUACACUCCCUGAUGUUUUAAUUUGUGUAAAUAUUUAUUUUUGUGUGUGAACAAUAUUACAAAGUAAUCAGUAGAUCUUUUGCAAAAUGUUACCCCAGGCAAUUUGUGAAAUCUUAAUGUUAAAAACUGGCAGAGACAAUCGCCGCCUUAGAAGUCUUGGUAUCAAUUGCUUAACAUGUCAUUUCUCCUCCCAGAGGCAGUACCCAAGCCAGGCAUGAACGGUUUGCUUUUCUUAACAGCCAGGAGUGAGGAGGGCUGGGGAAGGGGCUCCUGCGCCACCACACACGGGAUUAGACCUAAAGAUCACAUAAGCUACAGUUUGAAGUCACGUUUUUCUGUUUAGGCUGCCCUAACUGAUCACCUUCAGCCGGCCUAAUGCUGCGGUAAGAGUGGAAGUUCCGUGUGUUAAAGAGAAAGGAAAGGGACGCCAGUGGCACUGGUCCCGGGGUCUCCCAGUGGCUCCCCCAGGGCGGGUCUGAGGUGGGGUCCUUCCCACUGAAGUUGCACCAGAAGCCCUGGAGGUGGCAGCAUCAGGAGCGAGUCACUGUGAAACAGGAUCCCAUUAGCUAGUUCAGUCAGGGAACUUGUUUGGUUUGGCUUUUGUUUUAAAAGAUGCAGCUUCAACCCAGUCCCUCUCCUGACUUGGAGAGUACCUGAGAGCUGGUUCUGCUGAACCUCGCUCCACUGUACCCCUCCCCCAGUCACCCCAGGGACAGCCUUUUCCCAAAGCCCUGCCCCAGAACCAUUUAAAAUCUUUGUGGAGGGGAGGCCUUGGUACAAAUUAGUCAUUUGGGAUCCAAAGUUUAAAAGAUAAUGUGAGUAGAACACACCAAUUCCAGAGUCUUUGCAGGGGCCUGAUCCUGAGAGGAGAGAAGGGCAGAAUCCAGAGAAUGGGGAUUGGUCUUAGACCAGAAAGAGCGUGGCGCACCUGAAACUCAUUUACCCUCACCACUCGGACGAACGGACAGUGCACAUCCGAGGACAGCAAUGGGGGGGCAGGAAGCGGGGAUCAGGCAGGGGGCUCAGAGGGUUUUAGAGGAUUUCAAACAGGUGGAACCCAGCCAUCCCUAUUCCCAAGGGCCACUUACGACUCCAGGGGUGGUUACAGGAUUAACUACCAGUUCAUUUUCAAAAUGCUGCUUUGAACUCAGAGGGUUGAUACAUUUAAUUUGUAAUUUUUUGUAAAACUUUUUACAAGAUAGUAAAGUAUUUCACCAGAAUACCAGUUUCAAUCCGUCCAUGGUCUGAUUUUUAUAUAAUUUAGUGGUGCUUUAGAAACUUUGUUUUUGUUGUUUCUGGGCUAAACAGCUCAAUCCUUUUUCGCCUGUAUCUACCUAAGACCAAUGUGAACCUUUGUAUUUUUGCUCCUAAUUUUGGACUCAGUGAAAGUGUACUGUUUACAUGUACAGAUGCCCCUGUCCCUGUGUGUUCUGCAAGACUCGCUCUUGAGGAGGAAGGUGCACCUCACUAAGCUCAUCUGCUUAGCAAAGCCACAAAACAAAAACCUCUCACUUUUUACCUGUUUCCACCUAAAAACAAAAACAAAAAAACCUACAACACACAGAACUUGGAUUUACUGAAAAACACUUCUCUAAGCUCAGAAAAAUCUCUGUGCAAGUAGAUGGCCCGCGUGCAUCUGUAUGUGGUCCAUUUAGAAGCAGGGUCGGGACAGAGACCUCCCACGCCAUUGGUGGGUGACUGCACGGGCAGGUGAGCAGUGAAGCAGGACUUGGCUGCACAGUGGUGAGUGGAGAUAGUUCUCCCAGCAGCCUGGGUUGGGCAGGUUGUCCUCAGUCCUCUGGCAUCACUCAGACAGGUUCUGGGAGAGCUCGAGUUCCCGACCUGGGCAAGACUUUAAGAGUCUCCAGUGCAGAUGGGAUGAGCAUGUCUUCAAGGUUCCCCUGGAGGCAUCACCUCUGGCGAGGGGCAGAGGGCUCCAGACGAUAAGCAUAUGGCACUUAAGGCAAACAGUGGAUGGCACCAACUUUUAAAGGUGACUCUUUAUUAAUCAGUGGCUUCACCUCUAAAUUAUAUUUUUACAGAUAUGCACCUAUGCAACUUAAUGUGGCUCUUCUAAGCAGGUGAGAACUUCCUCUUCAAUGCUCUAUAAAAAUUCUUUGUGUUCUGUAUAGUGAGUUUUUCCAGUAAAUGUGGCUCAAUAUUUUAAUUCUUAGACUGUGUCUUCUCUACGUGAUGCAACUAAAUUCUGUUUUGUUUGUGGAAUGACUAGCACAGGCCAACUCCCUCUCCCCUCACUUAACAAAAGACCAAUGAGCUGUUAAUCGAGCUGUUUCUCCAUGGUAUUACUUGCUAAAUGCACUGAUUUCAUAAGUAUGUGGAAUCCUUUUUCUUUUGAAUCUGUAUAUCAUAUAUGAGACUGAAUCUACUUAAUAAACACUGAAUAACAAA